UGGCAACGUUUAGAUGUGUUUUAAAUUUACCGAAAUAUUCAAUUGAUGUUGGCGUCCCUUUUAGGCUGUAUUUCGUAAUUGUAAAAGAGAUUAAAUUUUUAAAUACGUAAACAUGGCCGAACAGCCAUCAACAAAAACAACGAUCUUGGCUAUAACCAGCGAUCAUGUCGAUCGUUUAUUUAGCAAGUGGUCGUAUAUGUUUGAUGAGGAAUACUGUGUUACCCUUAAGAGCAAACUAAACGACCGCGUGAAAAAUUUCUACAGCGACCUGCUGACAGAAUCAAAUGAAAAGGAGCAGCUUAUCAAAGAUGACAUCAGUGGACUGCAAGCAGAAGCCGCGGAUUUAAGGCGCCUGCUGCACAGGAAUCUGGAGAUUGGCGAGAAACCAGAGGACAUGCCGCUGGAUGUCUGGCUGCAAAAGCUGGACAAGAGUAUUGAGCAUUUGCGGGAGGAGCUGCGCAUACGUCGCGCGGAGAUAUGUGAGCUGCUUCUACAGCAGGAUCAGCUGUGCGAAGAACUGGGUGAGUUGCCGCUGCCGUUGCUGGCCGAUCCACUGCCAAAACCGGAAGAAAUGUCAUCCUUCUGUAAACACCUCGAGCAUCUGCGAGCAGAGCGCACGCGCCGCUUGGAAGAACUGUUCCAGCUGCGCAGCCAAAUCAAGCAGGACAUGAGGCUGCUCGGUAUACGGCCGGACACAGCCGCCGAGGAGCAUUUGCUCAGCCAGGCGAACCAGAGCCUGACUCCGAAUAUCUUCGAAAAGCUGCGUUUCAUGCAGAAAGAAUUCGCUGCGCAGGUGCUAGAACUGCGCGAACGGAUCGACGAUAUGCGCGAGAAGAUCCACGUGCUUUGGGAGCGUCUGCAGGAAUCGGACGAGUUUGCCAUGCGCAGAGUACGCGAGGCCGAAGAGUACACACAAGCGACCUAUGAUGUGCUCAAAGAGGAACUGCAGCGCUGUCAGGAGCUGCGUCGUCAGAACCUGAAGACCUUCAUCGAGCAGCUGCGAGUGGAGAUUCAAAAGUGGUGGGAUUUGACAUUGAAAUCACAGCAGGAGCGCAAACGCUUUUCCAACUUUUACAAUGAGUGGUACAACGAGGAUUUACUGGAGCUGCAUGAGCUGGAACUGGAUGAUCUUAAGAGUUUUUAUAACAGCAACAAGGAGAUAUUUGAGCUGUUUGCUAGUCGCGCCGAGUUCUGGGCACGUAUGGAGGCGCUAGAGGCCAAGGCCAACGAGCCCAAUCGCUUCAACAAUCGCGGCGGACAGCUUCUGAAGGAGGAACGCGAGCGCAAGGCUAUAGGCACUAAGCUGCCAAAGAUAGAGCAGCAAAUUACCGAAUUGGUGCAAGCCUAUGAGAUGCGCCAUAAAUCUCCGUUUCUGGUCCAUGGGGAGAACAUAUUGGAGCAUAUGGCCAACGAUUGGGUGCGCCUUCGCCAGGCCAAAGAGCUGCAGAGUUCUGCUCGCAAACAGGGAGGGACAGCCUCAUCAACCCAAGGGAAGAUGUUGCCACCGGCUGCACCCGGUUCGACGGCUCCACGCACGCCCUUGGCGCUAAGAAACAUGUCGGCAUUGUCUGCAUCAACGAUGUCCUUACGCAAGACUCCUUCUAAUUUGCAGUUAUCUUCCAUGACAGGUUCGGCGGCCAAAACCACCGGCAAUUUGCACAAGCGAAAGUUACCUAAUACCGAUAGUAGCGGUAGGGAAGAGACCCCAAAUGCAAAGAGGAGCCUAAUGAAAACAUUGAACUCUUUGAAAGCAUCACCGGCGCUGCGAAAGCCGAUGCAACGCCUAGCGAUUGCCCAACAGAAGUCAAUAAAGUCGCCGCUUAAGAAGGUGCGUGUGCUGGAGAAUACCUUGCGUCGCAGCUCCGGCUUGGGCCGACGCAGUAUUGGUCAGUCCAACAAAAAGCGGCGCAGUAAGAUGGCAUCGCCAGGAGGAAACAUGCAGCCGUCCAGCGAUGAGCAGGAGCAUGAGGACAUCGGCAACUAUAAUAAGUUUGAGCCACCAGUGCGAUCAUCCGAGCUGCCGCGCACGUUGGCCUCCUGUCGUCAAAUGCCCUUGGCCAGCAAUCGACUCCGCAGUAAGGGCCAACAGUAUGCGCAGAGGCAGUUGAACGAUGACCAUAUGCAUCAGAUAGAACUACCCGAGCCACGACGCAGCAGAAUGUGGCAACAUAAGCUUAAGAAAUGAGAUUAGCCAACAAAUGUACUUAUUUUAACUUGAAACUAAUUAAUAUGCUUAUUUUUAUUUCAUGUAUUAUUGUUUAAAAGUUGCUGUGCUUUGAGAUUUAUAUUAGUUAUACAUUGUCUGUGUAUUCAAACAAACUCCUUGCAUGAGGCACACACGUAAAUUUUAGAUAAUUGUGAAAUUUGCUUAUACCAACGCUGACAGCAUUAUAAUAUCGCGAUUCAUCAAUAUCUUCAAUGAUUAUAAGAUAAAGAAAUCAAUAAUAACUCCAAUGCUAUAUGAGUAAAUAAUCUAAAAA
Messenger RNA from Drosophila virilis, 2480 nucleotides. RefSeq names its product protein regulator of cytokinesis 1. NCBI's taxonomy places the organism in Eukaryota, Metazoa, Arthropoda, Insecta, Diptera, Drosophilidae. Gene Ontology annotation, molecular function: microtubule binding. The record is from RefSeq and is a predicted model, not a curated record. Gene Ontology annotation, cellular component: spindle; mitotic spindle midzone; cytoplasm. Gene Ontology annotation, biological process: microtubule cytoskeleton organization; mitotic spindle midzone assembly.